Cheilinus undulatus (humphead wrasse) is the source of this 1012-nucleotide messenger RNA. RefSeq names its product distal membrane arm assembly component 1 (gene dmac1). The transcript has 2 exons. The coding region runs from base 207 to 482 and encodes 91 amino acids. Lineage: Eukaryota; Metazoa; Chordata; Actinopteri; Labriformes; Labridae. The record is from RefSeq and is a predicted model, not a curated record.
CACCCGGAAGCGCUUCAGAGGAGUCACAGCAUGAGAAGGAGCGGUACUAAACUGGAGAAGUAAACUGAUACCGACGUUGUCAAAUUGUCCAAACAUGCAAGGAUAAUAAAUCGAAACGAAUCCAAUUUUUCCAUUUCAUGUUUAUUUGACGCUUCCUACGUUUUAACCCGGACGUUUGUUGACAUUAGCAUUUACCCUCUAGUGCAAUGUCAGCAACACCAGAAGCACAGACAGGAGCAGCAGGUGCCCCCGUGUCUAAACCUGGACAGAUGUUUAAGAGCUGCUGGAGCUGUCGGAUCAUCUCCGGAGGUGGACUGAUCCUCGCCGGGGCUUAUGUCUUUAACGCUGCCCGGAGAGUGCUCCGACAGGGCGGACCCACCUCCAUGGGCACAGUGGCACAGAUCACAUUCGCCGCCGGUUUGGCAGCCUGGGGGAUUGUUGUUGUCGCUGACCCGGUGGGGAAAGCGCAGAGGAAGUCGUAAACGCUGAUCAGGAGUCGGCGUUCGUAAAGCCCAACCGUGGACUUCAAUGUUUGCAGACAGUGUUGCAACAAUACGCCAAGCCAAGGAGACUGCUAUCGAGUCUAUGGACUAGUGCUUCUCGUAAACAUGAUUUUAAAAAUUAAAAAUCAAGUUUCAUGUUCAUUUUGCUUCAUGUUUAGAGUGGGUGUCAUGGUUUGACUGGUGCUGGAUAAAUUGGUGACACUCCUUUAAACGUUUAACGAUGCUGCACUGACAUUACAAGUAAAGGGAUGAUGGCAUUCAUUCGAAGAGAUUAGCAUCAGGAUGCUUUGAAAUCCUCUGUUUAUGAAAUAAAACUGAGGUAAAAAAAAUACUUGGAGGUUUUGGUGAGCCACAGAAGAUUUUCAGGUCUCAAAUUGGGCCACACGUUUGUUUGCAGGAACACUGGCUUUACAAACAAAUCAAUUAAGGUUUUUGUGUUUGCACUGUGUGUCAUACAAAACUGUAAGUUGCUGGGUGUUUGAAUACUAAAUUAAACAUGUUUCAUUACA